Messenger RNA from Neurospora tetrasperma FGSC 2508, 4245 nucleotides. RefSeq lists its product as uncharacterized. Gene Ontology annotation, biological process: arachidonate metabolic process. Bases 90 to 3983 code for a protein of 1297 amino acids. Gene Ontology annotation, molecular function: ADP binding. Gene Ontology annotation, cellular component: membrane. The record is from RefSeq and is a predicted model, not a curated record. NCBI's taxonomy places the organism in Eukaryota, Fungi, Ascomycota, Sordariomycetes, Sordariales, Sordariaceae. The transcript is spliced from 5 exons.
GUGAUACCCUUUUGCGUUGGUUUUCUUUUUUCUUUGGGGAUACUGCUAGUUCUUGCUGAGAGAAAGAGUGGAAGAAAGAAAGAGGCAAGAUGGUUCAUCAAGGGAAACGGCACCAGAGAAUCGAUGGCCCGGUCAACUUGCUCUCCCUAGACGGUGGAGGAGUUCGUGGGUUGUCGGAGGUGGUGAUGCUUCACAGAAUCAUGAAGAGGGUGCAGGAAAUUGAGGGUUUCAAGGAACUGCCAAAGCCAUGCGAGUACUUCCACAUUAUGGGCGGAACCAGCACUGGAGGACUGGUCGCCAUUCUGCUUGGCAGGCUACGCAUGACCACUGAAGAAGCUCUGGCAAAGUACUACGACUUGGGUAAAGUCAUUUUCCACAGGCACAACAAAAAGAGGCUCGAGAUCAGCGCAAAGUACGGAGCAGAGGCACUCGAAACAGUAGUGAAAAAGCUCGUCCAAGAGCGAAGAACUAGCGAGCUCAUGUACGACCCGACUGACGAGCCAACCACUUGCAAGGCGUUUGUUUGCGCCGUAACUUCCGCAAAGAUCGGUCCUCCACGGCGGUUUCGCAGUUACUCUUCCAAAGACCGGAAAUACAGCAACUGCAAGAUUUGGGAAGCAGCUCGAGCGACCUCCGCAGCGCCGACCUUCUUUGCCCCGAUGACCAUCAGCCACGAUAACGUACCGGAAGAAUUCCUUGACGGCGCGCUGGGGUAUAACAACCCCAUCACCGAAGUCCUGAACGAGGCGGGCACAUCUUUGGAUCCGACCCUCAAGCUGGGAUGUAUCCUGAGCCUUGGGUGCGGCACCAAGGCGGACAAGACCCUCAGGAGGUCUGGUCGGUGGUUCGGCCAGGGUCUUUCUUGGGGCUGGCGAAUGGGUAAAGUGAUGAAGGACAGUUUGACGGACCCUGAUCCCAAGCACAUCGAUGUUGCCAGAUUCCUCGAUGGGUGGAACGAGACAUACUUUCGCUUCAGUGUUCCUGGCGCGGCCGAUGCGGUCAAACUACCCGAGUACAAGAAGAUGAAGAUGUUGGAGAAGAUGACGGAAAAGUAUAUGGAUAUUCCUGAAGUCGCAGCGCAAAUCGAAAAGGUGGCUAGGAUACUUGCUGAAAGGAAAUCAGAAGGAGCGUGGAUCGGCUUGGUCUGUCAGCUGGAAAAGAGUGCGGUGGCCAUGUCGCUACAAGCUCGUCCAAUGGGAUUGUCUAGCAACUUCUUCACUGGAAGGGCUGACAUUCUCAGGAAUAUGGCGAAAGUGUUGCUAUCAGACCCAGAUGGACGUAACCAGCGGCGCCGGGAAUAUCUUCUCUGGGGCAUGGGCGGUAUCGGAAAGACGCAAAUCGCCUUGAGGUUUGCCGAGAUUCACGGAGACAGGUUUGAACACGUCUUCUGGCUUGAUGCCACCAACAAAAACACAGUACAGCAAAGCUACCACAAUAUCGCACUAAAACUUGGGAUACAAACAGACAAGAUCGAAGAAUCUCAGGCGGUGGUCCUGAACUGGAUGAAUGCCUCCAAUGGCAGAUGGCUCCUCAUCUUCGAUAAUUACGCUCACAAGGGCGACGAGUACGGCCAGUACAACGACAUUAUUCCUAGAAGAGGGAAUCUGCUAUAUUCUAGCAGAACCAACACACUCCUUCAAAGGCUAGGCCCAGAGGCUGUCUCGGAAGUCCGCGAGAUGGACGAUGAUGAAGCCACUACCUUCUUCAUCAAAACUCUUCACCGCACGAUCGUGGAUCCGGAAGAGCGGCAGCAGUGUACGGCUCUAGUCAAGGAGUUGGGUUGUCUGCCAUUGGCCAUUGACCAAGCCGGUGCCAACAUCCACAUGACAGAGCGCAACAUUGAAGACUACCUUACGGAGUUUCGAAAGAGGCGGGACAAAUUGCUGAGGGAGAGGCAGGAGUCAACGACAGGCACAGACAUGGAAGGUGAUCCGGCUGUAUAUGUCACCUUUGACUUGUCGUAUCUCGCCCUUCGCAGGCAAUCCCGAAGGAUCAACGAAGAUCAACACGCACGCGACUACGAAACAGCCAUAAAGAUUCUCAACAUCAUUUGUUUCUAUCACUACGAUAACAUACCCGAAGAAAUGUUCAUGAGAGCGGCCAACUGGCGAAGCGAGCAGCUCGAGGAGGAGGGACAGCAAGAAAUUCCCAUUGAUCAGCAACUUGGGGGAGACACCGACCGCAACGCCAAUAUCAUCAUUGAGCUCGACGAGGACCGAAAGUGGGAUCCGACCUGGUUCCGCCGCGGGGCCAACAUCCUCAAACAGUUUUCUCUCGUGAGGAUAGACCGACAUCGGUCGCUUUCCAUGCACGUGCUAGUUCACUCCUGGGCCAGAGACAGACUGGACACCUCAGCCAAAGACCAAUACGGAUUCACCGAGAAGGAGUCGUACGCGCUCUCCGCUCGAUGCAUCCUCUUUGAGUCUAUACCCGAAUUGUCUCGCCCGGAAGAGUUCAGCUACCGGACAAAAGUGGUACCGCACGGCCUCGCACUCAACGAACACGCACCUCCAACAGCUAUCGGUGAUUUGUACCGUGAAGCUCACUACGACAAGGUCUGGGCCCUCGCCAAUGAAAACGUUGGCAACUGGGAAGAAGCAGAGAAGUUUUUGAUCUCCUCUAUCCAACGAUACAAGCAGAAUAGCUGGCUGGACGAAGGACGCGCCAUCGAAGCCAUUGACCGACUAGGUGACUUCUACGUUAAGCGUCAAGACUGGCACAAGGCCCACAUGACGCUCCUUGAGGCCUACGAGCGAAAUAGAUACAUUUGUCUCAAACGGGACAGGGUCUCGUACGUUCGGGAAAAUGGUAAGGUUAUUGAGACGGAUUCCGAAGAAUACGUUACACCCAGAGAAGCGGGAGAAUACUGCAGGCGUGUGAUUACCUCCCUCCGCCGUCUAGCCGAUCUCCUUAUGGAAGCCGGAUACCCCGAAGGCCGACUCGAAGCCCUCGAAAGAGCCGACGAGAUGAUCUGGGAAAGCGGCAUCAAGUCUGACAAUGAAUACCUCCAGCCCUGUGGCGACCAAAUCAUCGAAACAGAGUACUGGAUAGAGAGGGGUCAAAACCCCAAGGCCGUCGCGAACCUGACCUGGGAAGAACAAGAUGAAAUAUACAAGGAAAUCGAGAAGAUGAAGGCAGACUAUCGCAAGAAACACAAGCUCGUCGACGAAAAAAUGGACAUUCACAAACAAGACGCCUACCGCAAGGAGAUCCUUUCUUCCACUACGCUCUCCUUCCACGAGAAGACGGACCUCUUGUGGGCCCACUACGACGAAAUCAAAGACAUCUACGGCGACGACGACAUCAUGACCCUAAUCGCCUCGGAAUCCUUGGCCAAACUUGGUCUCCAGUUCCAGGAAUCCUUACCCUCACCAUCAUCAUCAUCAUCCCAUACCAACAAACCGCCGCCACAACUACAGCAACCACCACCCCGCCUCCCCUGCCCCCUCCUCGUCCACCGCAACGCCCUCGCCCUCGCAUCCAAAAAGUACGGCCAAACCCACUCCCACACCCUCGUCUCCCUCGAGCGCCACGGCCUCACCCUCUUCAAACUGAACCGUCUCCGCGAAGCCUUGAAACUCUCCAUUGUCUUUAAGGACCUCAUCACCGCCAACCACAGCGCCAACCACGACUACUCCAUCAUUGCCGCGCAGCGCGUCAAGACGGUUCUGCAAGUGGGCGAUCCGCGGUUUAGUGACCACCGAAUCAAGGGCGUGGGCGGCUGUUUUGCGGGGUGCACGGCGCAAAGCCACCGAGAGACGGCUGCGAAGUUGGGGGUGAGGAGGGAUUGGUUGAAUGCCAAGGGGGAAGUGGUGGAUGUAGUGGGAGAUUUGGAGAGGGGGUACAUGGAGAUGAUGGAGGAGACGAGGCAGAAUCGGGAGGAUCUGGAGCUGGCGGAGGGGGUGUGGGCGAAGAAGGAGGAGGAAGGGAGUAGAGGGGUGCCGAUGGGGGAGGAAGAAGUGGUGAUGAUGAUGCAAGUUUGAAUUGAUUUUUUAAAAUCCGGUUUGAAUUUUUUCUUUUAUUGGAGAGGAUGGGUGGGCUAAUACUUGGAUUGUUUUCUUUUUGUAGGAAAAUGUUUCUUAUUGUGGCUUUGGUGAUGAGGAGGUGGAGGGAGAGGAUUUGGGGAAGAGGGAGUUGAUUUACUGUGCCCGGUGCCGAGCCGUUCUGAAAGGCCACUUUCAAGACUGUGGUUCAGUUUAUUGUAGUAAGGUCUUCCUGUCUAAUUUAAUAGUGGUUUUCGGUUGU